CGCCGCGCACGCGUCACCUCUGCACCCGCCGUCUCGAUAAUGUUCGCCGCCACGAUCGCGCGCGCGACGCGCCCGAGCGCCCUCCGCGCGUCCGCGUCCGCGUUCGCCUCACGCGGACGCGUCGCGGCCCCGACGACGUCGUCGCGUCGUAGUCCGCGAUCUCGUCAUCCUCAAUCGUCGUCGUCGCGUCGAUCGAUGGCCGCGUCCGCGUCCGCGAACCCGAUCGCGACGUUCGAUACCACCCUCGGAACGUUCGAAGCGGAGCUCUUCAUGGACAAGAUGCCGAUCACCGCGUCCAACUUCGCAGACCUCGCGAACAGCGGGUUCUACGACGGCCUUCACUUCCACCGCGUCAUCGACGGAUUCAUGCUUCAGUUCGGCUGCCCGCACUCCGCCGACCCCAAAUCCAACCGCGCGGGCACGGGCGGUCCGCCCGGCGGGUCAAGCUUCGAGACCCCGACCGGCGAGACGGUCAAACGCGACGGCGGCGGGAACAUCCCCGAUGAGUUGAUCGACAAGACCUCGAACAAGCCGGGGACGCUGUCGAUGGCGAACACGGGGCAGCCGAACAGCGGCGGAUCGCAGUUUUUCAUCAACACGGUGCAUAACGACUUUCUGGACUGGUUCGGCCCCGGCCAAUCGAAGCACCCCGUCUUCGGCGCGGUGAUCAGCGGCAUGGACGUCGUGGAGAAGAUCGGGAAGACGAAGACCGACCGCGGCGACGCCCCGGUGACGCCCGUGAAGAUGAACUCGCUCAAGGUCAAGUGAAGCGACACGGACGCGACAUAAUAUCCAACUGACGAAUGUAUGAAA
Messenger RNA from Micromonas pusilla CCMP1545, 813 nucleotides. RefSeq lists its product as uncharacterized. Gene Ontology annotation, molecular function: peptidyl-prolyl cis-trans isomerase activity. The coding region runs from base 40 to 768 and encodes 242 amino acids. The record is from RefSeq and is a predicted model, not a curated record. The transcript is spliced from 3 exons. Lineage: Eukaryota; Viridiplantae; Chlorophyta; Mamiellophyceae; Mamiellales; Mamiellaceae. Gene Ontology annotation, biological process: protein peptidyl-prolyl isomerization; protein folding.